AUGGUGGCACGUAUGCAGAACUAAUUAUAACUGUGCACUGUGUUGGGUAAAGUCAAUAAAAUGCGGAUGGUGAAAUGUAUCAAUAUGGUGUUCUUCGGUUGAAACACGUCAAAUAAAUACUCCUACAGUUAUUCAAAUAUCUGGCUGAGUAUUCAUCGGUCGACAGCGACAUCAAAACAGGUCGACAAAUCUGAAAAUGUUACCCUCGACAGUGUCGCAGGUCAGUGGUUACUGUUAUAAUUGACAAAAAACCUUGGUAAUUAUUCGGCGAAGCAAUCGUCAGGGGCUGUCGAAGGCAAUCUCAACCGGGGUAUAUCAUCCGCGGAUCGAUAAGCAAUGCUGCCAUGAAAGCCAGUGUGAAAUCACUCCUGCUCCUCGCCACUACCUGCGGGUACGUCUUCCUAGGUGGCUACAUCUUUGUGGCUCUGGAGCACAAGCAAUCUGUGGAAAACCAUCAGAAGCUAAUCCGUCAAGUCGCCGGCUUCCUGGCCAACCACAGCCGCUGCGGUGUGGUGGAGGAUCGUCUGCGGGACUUUUUGGAGAACUCUGUAGCCACGGCUAAUGGGAAUGGAGUGAUGCUGUCUCACGCUCAUCCGGCCAGUGGCGUGCAGGACAUCUGGACAUUUUCGCACGCUCUUGUUUUCGCUUUCGAAGUCGUGACGACUAUCGGUGAAGGAGUGCUGGUGCCCAGGACAUUUGAAGGUCGUCUAUUCGCCAUGGCCUACGCCGCUAUCGGUGUUCCCCUUUGCUACUUAAUGCUGUCCGCAGUGGGGGACACCUUUUUAUUCAUGUGGAGGAAACUGCGCCGUCUCUUCUCCCGUAUACGGCAACGAACCAUUCGCGUGGCCCUGGGAGUAACCUGUACCCUGAUCGUCUUGCACCUAGUCCUGACCGUUAUCCCAGCUUUCAUCGUGUCCUAUCACGAAGGAUGGGACUUUUUCACCUCGCAGUAUUACUGCUUCAUGGUCCUAAGCACCGUGGGCCUGGGGGACUAUUCCCGCAAGCGGAAAAUGGAAGACUCGGAGGAAAUGGAAUGGGCCUGGACUGUACUCUGUGUGCUGUACGACCUGCUCUGCCUCAGUAUCGUCUCCGUCCUCUUCAAAGGUAUGAACGAGUACAGGGAGCACGUGCGCACCCGGAAGGAGGAGGCAAAUCAGGAGGAACAAUGUUGGGCAGACAGACGGGGAGACGAGGCGUCAUCGUCUGCUCACGGCAGUGUAAGCCCAUCGAUCUGAGCUUCGAACUGGGCAAAAUCUAGUCCAAUGAACUUGGAGAUGUCCCAGACUCUGGACUGGGUUCGUUAUCCCUAAUCAACAGUUAAAAAAAGAUCCUGACCAACUAGGAUAUGGAACUUGCACCGUUAUCUGUCAAGAAAUCUCAAACCGAACAAACUUGCUUUUGUGGUUUUUUACGUUUUAAUCGCUGUUAUUGAUACAUCCCAAAUCGGCCGAUAUAUUGAGCAAGGAAUAGCAUUUUAAAAAAAAAUAUGACAAUCACAUGCCUAGGCUGGAAUCAAAAUAGCAUGCCCCAAACCUUUACAAACUUAUACCACAAACUCACACAGACACCGUUUUCCGGUUUUCACUUUUAUUUAGGAGACGUUUCAUCAUUAAGUUCCGUCAUUAAUUGAGUCGACGAUUGGUGGACGAGUGCAGAAUACUAUUUUGCACCAGAUACAUCAUGUGUUUUUGCAGAGAGCAAGGAGCAGGAGGUUCGUGAUGGCAUUAGCCCCGCCGUCCGAAACGAAAUUGAUUAAGGCCGGGCGGGCCGGCAAUUAACACAGCUCGGCCGAAUCAUUUACCCAUUUAUACUUCUGGGUGGAGAGAGGCAAGUGGGUCGAAGUGGCCGGCCCAAGGACACAACAUGUCUCAGCAGCUGGAUUCGAACCCCUGGCCCUCUGAUAAUGAGUCAAGAACCGUCACCACUAUAGGCCACACUCCCCUAAUAGGGCCGAAUACUGAGUAUAAAUAUCUGACCAGUACAUAAAAAAUACUUCCCUAAAUCAACCCGGUUUAGAUCCAGGAAUCCUUGAGUGUUAUGCAAUACGUAUGCAAAUUCUUUGCUCGGCAUAAUAUAAACUAAUGUCACCUAUACCAGCAUGUUUGUUAUAUCCUGCAUUAAGAGGCUAAUCCCAAUGAGUGUGGUGGCACGUAUGCGGAAUUAAUUAUAACUGUGCACUGUGUUGUGUAAAGUCAAUAAAAAUGUGCGGCUGGUGAAAUGUA
This is a messenger RNA of Patiria miniata (bat star), 2222 nucleotides long. RefSeq names its product potassium channel subfamily K member 16-like. Gene Ontology annotation, molecular function: potassium ion leak channel activity. Gene Ontology annotation, biological process: potassium ion transmembrane transport; stabilization of membrane potential. Bases 345 to 1235 code for a protein of 296 amino acids. Lineage: Eukaryota; Metazoa; Echinodermata; Asteroidea; Valvatida; Asterinidae. Gene Ontology annotation, cellular component: membrane. The record is from RefSeq and is a predicted model, not a curated record. The transcript is spliced from 2 exons.